Balaenoptera musculus (blue whale) is the source of this 411-nucleotide messenger RNA. RefSeq names its product protein kish-A-like. The coding region runs from base 34 to 252 and encodes 72 amino acids. The record is from RefSeq and is a predicted model, not a curated record. Lineage: Eukaryota; Metazoa; Chordata; Mammalia; Artiodactyla; Balaenopteridae. The transcript has a single exon. Gene Ontology annotation, biological process: intracellular transport; protein secretion.
GGGUGAUGUGGCUGGGGUUUCGCCGGCCUCACUAUGUCUGCCAUUUUCAAUUUUCAGAGUCUGUUGACUGUAAUCUUGCUGCUUAUAUGUACCUGUGCUUAUAUCCGAUCCUUGGCACCCAGCCUCCUGGACAGAAAUAAAACUGGGUUGUUGGGUAUAUUUUGGAAGUGUGCCAGAAUUGGUGAAUGGAAGUGUCCUUAUGUUGUGGUAUGCUGUAUUGUGAUGGCCUUCAACAUCCUCUUCAUACAGUAGCUUGGAAAAAUGCCAGAAUUCAGUCGCAGUCAGAUUUAAAUAUGAAAAAACAAAAGGACUUAUCUGCAGAAAAUAAUGGAAAGAAUGGUUAACCCUUUUAUCUCUGAACAUUGAAUGAGAUAAAUUUUCAGCUGCUGUUCUCUGUUUUUGUUAUUGGAC